AUGCGUUUGCUUACGUCCAUUUCGAUUGGAGCCUUUGCGGGCGCAGUUGCUGCCGCAGCCCAGCCCAGCCUCCAAACAGUAUAUACCAAAGAAGCGGCUGAACACAAACCAACGCCGACUGCUGCCUUGGAACUGAGGAAUGCAGAUGCGGCAGCCACAACAAUCGUUUCUCCUCCUACGUUCCAAGUCACUCUCUGUCCACAACCAACCGGAUUGCCUGCGGCGAGGUUUAAGACAGUGGCCGGCAGCUUGUAUGGGUGCCAACCUGGAUAUGUUUGCAACCUCCCCAAGCCAGAGGGAUGCAACUUCUGGCCAGGACCUCCCCCAAGCGGCUUUCACUGCCCGCCUGAGUUUUGUAUAGUGGCUCCUCCUCACCAACUCCCGGAGUGGAAUGGCAAGCCGGGUUACCUUCCGCCCCAAUUUGGUUAUUUCAACCUGAACCCGGAGGAUUUCGGACUGUCUUAUGACAUCUUCGAGUACAGUGUUGUUCGAAAAGCAUCGGGUGGGCACACGUCGACUUACACGACUGGCAACUGGGAGUCCCAAUCCGACUUGACAAACGGACCAGUGCAAACGCCCCCGCCCUCAUACAGGAAACGUUACAGUCCGACCAAGCCGCAAGAUUACCGGAGGGCAAUCAAGCACUCAAAGCGCGACGAUACCUUACCGUCGGGAUGCUUGGACAAAUGCCAGGCCGCAUAUGACAUCGUUCAGGAGGACGGCAAGAUCCCGGCACUGUGCGAACCCGGAUCUGGCUUCGAGAAUGCCUUGGCCAACUGCGUUACAUGUAUUGCCACCGGUCUGAAUAUCCCAGAUGACCAAGUGAAAUCACACCUGAACGCAACGUACCAAGACUUCCUCUUCUUCUGCGAUGGACUUGGAACGACACCAACCCAAUCGACAACAUCGGGGCCCGAGUCACAAGUGACGACGACGCCGACGCUGGGAACCACUUCACAGGUCUCUGCAAGCGACACGUCUUUCAUUGACUCAACAACUUCGAGCUCCGUGCAAUCGACUACUAAGCAGUCCACUACCGCACCCCCUCCUCCUCCUACAACCUCAAGCACAACCAGCUCGAGCAGCCCUCCUCCCCCUCCUCCAACCAGUUCGAGUAGCCCCCCUCCAACCAGUUCGUCUCAGCCACCAAGCUCUACACCUCCGACAUCGUCCUCAUCGCCUCCGCCGCCGCCAACUUCUUCGACCUCCAGUUCCUCUACGCCACCUCCUGCGUCCUCUACGCCACCUCCUGCGUCCUCUACGCCACCUCCUGCAUCUUCUACGCCGCCACCUGCAUCCUCUACUCCCUCUUCAUCGCCUCCAUCAUCGCCUCCUCCUUCAAGCUCAGCUUCGUCUGCCAGCAGCGCCUCUGGUUCAGCAUCAUCAAGCGCACCCACAUCGGGAUCUGCCUCUUCUGAAACAGGUACGGCAUCCAAUAGUGCUAGCAGUGAAACGGGGUCAACGUCGGCGUCCGCAUCGUCAUCGGCGUCGGCCUCAAAUGGUGCUUCUGCCACCGGUCCAUCAGCCUCCUCACCCACCACGGGGGAGACUGGAGCCGGAUCCUCCUCGACAGGUACUAAUUCCCCAACCGGCGCCGGUUCCUCGACUGGCGCCGGCUCCCCAACUGGUACCGGUUCCCCAUCCGGCACCGGUUCCCCAUCUGGUACCGGUUCCCCAUCUGGCACCGGCUCCCCCUCGGGAACUGCUGCCGGAACAGGCACCACUGUCGGGACUGGUGCUGGUGGCUCGACGGCUGAGACCGGUACCGGCUCCCCAACCGGAGGCGCUACCGGGACAGAGCCUCCUUCAGUGACAGGAUCUGCUACCGAAACGGGCACUAACGGCUCAACAGGCUCCACGUCCCCUCCGACGGGAUUCUCUUCUCCUGGGCAACUGGAAAGGGCAAGCUCAACCGCUGCUGGAAACAACGGCGGUGGUGCUGGCGGUGCUGGACCAACUGGAUCGCCCGGCGGUGGAGGCAACCCCGGCGGUAACCCCGGCGGCAACCCUGGUGGCAACCCCGGUGGCAGCGGCGGUGGUUCCGGCGGAGCCACGGGAACAGGCCCUAUCACUUCACCAACGAGUGGUCUGCCGGUCUCGAACGGCCUCUCGCGAGCAAGUGAGAACUUUGGCCUCCUAAUUGCGGCUCUUAUGGGCCUGUUGGUGGUUUAA
Molecule: messenger RNA, 2172 nt
Organism: Trichoderma harzianum CBS 226.95
Lineage: Eukaryota; Fungi; Ascomycota; Sordariomycetes; Hypocreales; Hypocreaceae
Exons: 2
Coding region: 1-2172 (723 amino acids)
Source: RefSeq, a predicted model, not a curated record